This is a messenger RNA of Aspergillus luchuensis, 213 nucleotides long. RefSeq lists its product as uncharacterized. The record is from RefSeq and is a predicted model, not a curated record. The transcript is spliced from 2 exons. NCBI's taxonomy places the organism in Eukaryota, Fungi, Ascomycota, Eurotiomycetes, Eurotiales, Aspergillaceae. Bases 1 to 213 code for a protein of 70 amino acids.
AUGCCCUUUUCUUUUGAAUCUUUCGAAUUCUCCCAAGAGUGCGAUGCCGAUGUCUACGUAAUGAUUCGGUUCAGGCAUGAUGGACAGAUUGUACUCUUCAUCCCGAGCAAAGCUUUGCCACUCUCACAAGAGCAAUUGGCUUCUUCCUACCCAACACCCAAGGAAAUCACGUGGGACGAGCUGGCAGCACAAUAUGAUAAAACCAAGAGCUGA